Molecule: messenger RNA, 1368 nt
Organism: Arthroderma uncinatum
Lineage: Eukaryota; Fungi; Ascomycota; Eurotiomycetes; Onygenales; Arthrodermataceae
Product: GTP-binding protein YchF
Exons: 4
Coding region: 1-1368 (455 amino acids)
Cellular component (GO): cytoplasm
Molecular function (GO): ATP binding; GTP binding; ATP hydrolysis activity
Source: RefSeq, a predicted model, not a curated record
AUGCAGCCUCUCUUCCCCCCCUCCCGCUCUCUUCUUCUUUUCUCUUCUUCUUCAACUCGCCAUUUGACACAUCUCGCAGCUGGUCCUGCCUUUACAUCCAAUUCACCCUCAUUCACUUUUCUCCUCCUCAGGUCUCCUCCCUCCCUUGUAACCACACGCGGCUUCGCAAGCAGGAAAGGGAAGAUGGCGCCAAAAAAGCCCGUCAAGAAGGAGAAGGUCCUUCUAGGACGACCUGGUAACAGCUUGAAGAGUGGUAUUGUUGGCCUGGCUAACGUUGGAAAAUCUACUCUCUUCCAAGCCAUCACCAAAUCUACAUUGGGAAACCCUGCCAACUUUCCCUUUGCCACAAUUGACCCUGAACAAGCCCGUGUUAUUGUCCCAGAUGAACGAUAUGACUGGCUAUGCAAGCACUAUAAGCCCAAGUCUGAAGUGCCGGCUAACCUGACAGUUUAUGAUAUUGCUGGUCUUACCCGGGGAGCCUCAACAGGAGCCGGACUGGGUAACGCCUUUUUAUCUCAUAUUCGCGCUGUCGAUGCCAUCUUCCAGGUUGUACGAUGUUUUGAUGAUGCUGAGAUUGUCCACGUUGAAGGUGAUGUUGACCCCGUCCGGGAUCUAAACAUCAUCAGCGAGGAACUUCGCAUUAAAGAUAUCGAGUUCGUCGAGAAGUCUCUGGAGGCCUUGUCCAAGCUCACAAGACGAGGCGGCCAGUCUCUUGAGAUGAAAAAACUCAAAGAGGAAGAAGAGAUCGUUGGCAGAGUGCUUGCUUUCCUCAAAGAGGGCAAUGACAUCAGGAAGGGUGACUGGGGCCCCAAGGAGGUCGAUGUGAUUAACCCACUCUUUUUAUUGACCGCCAAGCCUGUGGUUUACCUCGUCAACCUCAGCGAAAAGGAUUAUAUCCGCCAGAAGAAUAAAUAUAUUCCCAAGGUUGCUGAAUGGAUUAAAACUAACUCACCGGGUGAUCCAAUCAUCCCUCUUUCAGUUUCAUUUGAGGAGCGUCUAACGCAAUUCGGCGAUGAUGCCGCUGCUGCUGAAGAAUGUACAAAAUUAGGCACAAGAUCCGCCUUGCCAAAGAUCAUUGUGACCAUGCGCCAGAGUCUUAAUUUGGGCAGCUUUUUCACCACAGGCACGGAUGAAGUCCGACAGUGGACUAUCCGUAAGGGCACAAAAGCUCCCCAGGCCGCUGGUGUUAUUCACACAGAUUUUGAAAAGACAUUUAUCCAGUGUCUUGUUUUUAACUUCGAAGUACUAAAAGAGUGUGGAGAUGAAGCUGCCGUCAGGGCAGCUGGUAAAGUACUUACCAAGGGCAAAGAUUAUGUUCUCGAGGAUGGAGAUAUCGUCCUGAUUAAAGCCGGUGCGGCCAAGGCAUAG